CGUGCGCGGUCUUCAUCUGACUAAUUGAAAGCUAAACGAAGAAGAAGUGGCGCUUCAAAACAAACAUUUGGCUUUUUACGACUCGACUCUAACUCCAAAAAUGGCCUUUCUCUCAUCGCAGUAUCGCAACAAAUCUGUAUUUGUUUGGCCGUAACGGGAUCCUGGCACGGUUGGACAACGUCAUGGAGGCCAAAAAAGCGACUUUGAGUGUUCCUGUUUACGGACAUGUCAUUGCCAGCGAGAAAUGGAGAGACUCGUCCCUCAUUCAAAACUUGAAAGGUGGAGGUGUGAAAAUCCUCUUUGAGAACGAGCUCGGCACGGCAGAUUUUCUUCUCCCAAACAAAAGCUGCAUCCUCUACCUGUCCGAGUGUGACGUCAUCGCAGGCUCCGCCUACAAGAGGAAGUUGGUCCGCUACAGGACUGCCUGCAGCAGCUUCCAGGAGCUGGUCCUGGUGGAGAAAACCCGCCUGGGCGAGCAGUACUUCGCCUCUGUCCAGAAGUUUGUCGUCUUUGAGCUGGGACUGACGCUGCUGCCAGUCGGCGGACAGACGGAGGCCUCCCAGCUCAUGGUUCAAAUGGUUCACGGGGACGGCAGGGACAACCCGUUCAGUAGGAGGAGCUCGUCCCGGCUCCUGGACCCGCUGGUUUUGGCCCUGGUGCAGCAGGUCCCCGGGGUGGGCCGAGUCAAAGCCCUGGCUCUGCUUGAGCGCUUCUCCAGUAUCCACCAGAUCUGCAACGCAGGCGUCGCAGACCUGGAAGCCACAGUGGGACAGGCCGCCGCUCAGAACAUCCACAACUUCUUCCACAAAUCCACGGGGUCUUGAAGCUGAUCAACUGAUCCAAGGACCCAAGGAGCUGCUAACAGGAGACUUUUUUUGUGUCUCACUAAGUCCUGAAUGUAGUGACAGAACAGUUAAUGGUCUUUUCUCGUGAAGACUUCUACUGUACACAUUUAGGAAUCAAUGUCUUUAGACCCUACUCUUUGGUUAAGGCAGAGGUGUCCAAAAAUGGCCCCCAGCUAUUUUUUUAAUGGCCAGAAGCACAUUCUAAAAUAAUAUUACGAAAAAGAAACACAAAAAAGUGGAAUAAAAGAGCAAAAAAGUUGCAAUGUUGACUCUAAUACCACAAAGCUGCCAUGUGCGCUGUUUUUUCUUUAAAAGUGUCAUUGCUCAAAAAAUAAUAAUGAAUCAAAAUCAAUGAUGUCAUAAAUUAUUGGCCUGUUGACCAAUCGCUUCCCCACAAACAUUCAAUUUUUAAAUAUGUUUGAAUGAAAAUAUUGCAUAUUUUGUGUGUUUGCCAGAAAAACUUGAGUUUUCUAUGACAAAAAGAGCAUUAAGUAAACAAAAAAAAACUACCGUAUUUUUCGGACUACAAGUCGCUCCGGAGUAUAAGUCGCACUGGCCGAAAAUGUAUAAUAAAGAAGGAAAAAAACAUAUAUAAGUCGCACUGGAAUAUAAGUCGCAUUUUUUGGGGAAAUGUAUUUGAUAAAAGCCAACACCAAGAAUAGACAUUUGAAAGGCAAUUUAAAAUAAAUAAAGAAUAGUGAACAACA
Molecule: messenger RNA, 1552 nt
Organism: Nerophis lumbriciformis (worm pipefish)
Lineage: Eukaryota; Metazoa; Chordata; Actinopteri; Syngnathiformes; Syngnathidae
Gene: faap24
Product: FA core complex associated protein 24
Biological process (GO): interstrand cross-link repair
Cellular component (GO): Fanconi anaemia nuclear complex
Molecular function (GO): chromatin binding
Source: RefSeq, a predicted model, not a curated record